AUGCCUUUCGGGUUGAAAAAUGCAGGUGCAACUUAUCAGAGGUUGAUGAAUAAAGUGUUUCGACACCAGCUCGGUAAGAAUAUGGAGGUAUAUGUUGAUGAUAUGGUUGUUAAGUCUGGAGACCUUGAACAACAUGUUGUUGACCUGGCGGAGGUGUUCCAACAAUUACACAAAUACGAUAUGAGGCUUAACCCAGAAAAAUGUGUAUUUGGUGUAUCAGGAGGAAAGUUCCUCGGCUUUAUGAUGUCGGCAAGGGGCAUCGAGGCCAAUCCCGACAAGUACAUGGCAGUCAUCAACAUGGUCAGCCCUCGGAACAUGAAAGAAGUUCAAAAACUGGCAGGACGGCUCACAGCGUUGUCACGGUUCCUCCCAUGUUUAGCCGAGACAGCAAAACCUAUUGUUGGAUUGCUGAGGAAAGUGAACAAGUUUGAAUGGUCUGACGAAUGUGAAAAAGCGUUCAAGACGCUGAAGGAACGUCUCGGUUCUCCUCCCAUCCUUUCAAAACCCAAUCCAGAAGUCGAUAUGGUAGUUUAUUUAUGCGUGUCAAAUGAAGCAAUCAGUGCAGUUCUGGUCCAAGAAGUAGGGUCGCAACAACCCGUCUACUUCAUCAGUCGCAUGUUACAGGAAGUCGAGACGAGAUAUCAACUCCUUGAGAAGGUGGCAUUAGGGCUUGUUCACACUGCUCGACGUCUCAAACAAUACUUUCAGAGUCAUCGUGUCAUAGUCCGAAUGGAUUGCCCGAUUGCCAAGGUUUUGCGUAAACCAGAAUUAGCUGGAUGGAUGAUGGCUUGGUCGAUUGAGUUGUCAGAAUUCGACAUUAAUUUCGAACCGAGGGGUCUAGUCAAGUCCCAGUACUUGGUGGAUUUUAUUAAUGAAUUACAGCCGAAGGGUCAUUUUUUGAGUGAUUUGUGGACAAUGCAUGUGGAUGGCUCUUCAAACAAUCGAGGUAGCGGGGCUGGUAUAAUCCUUGAAGGACCGACUGGGCUGACUCUCGAACAGUCAUUGAGGUUUGCGUUCAAGGCUUCGAAUAACCAAGCCGAAUACGAAGCAUUGAUUGCUGGCUUAAGACUUGCACAAGAAAUUGGGGUUAGACGAUUGAUGUGCUGGACCGAUUCGAAGGUCGUAUCAGAGCAGGUCAAUGACAACUUCUAUGUUAAGGACUCCUGCUUGUUGAAAUACUAUCAUUUGAUUCAGAGAAUGCGCAAUACCUUUGAUGAAGUCCAAGUAAGACACACGCCGAGAGAACACAACGAGAAGGUUGAUCAAUUGGCCCGGUUAGCAAGCAGUACUCGGAAACCUGGACAGCUGCGAACCACACUUCACCUUGAACUUACAACUCCGAGUGUGGUACCUACCGAAUGCAUGACGAUUGGGGAGCCCACUCAAACAUGGAUCAUAGAUAUAACAGAUUACCUUGAGCAUGGCAAAGAGCCAUCUGACCCAUCGACCGCCAAAAAGCUCCGAACCCAGGCUGCCAGGUAUUCAAUGGUUGGAGGAGAGUUAUACCGCAGAGGGUUUUCGGUCCCACUAUUGAAAUUUGUUGAUGCAGAGCAAGCAGACUAUGUCUUGAGAGAGAUUCAUGAAGGAAUAUGCGGUUGCCACUCAGGAGGACGAACCCUGGCCACCAAGGUGCUUCGGGCGGGGUAUUACUGGCCAACCCUCAAGGAUGACUGCAUAAAAUUUGUUAAGCGUUGCGUGUCAUGUCAACGGCACGACAAUCUCAUUCAUGCUUCAGCCGAAGAGUUACAUGGUAUUAGCUCACCUUGGCCAUUUGCAAUGUGGGGCAUGGAUAUCCUCGGACCAUUCCCAAUUGCUAAGGGCCAAUGCAAGUUUUUAUUGGUCGCUGUAGAUGCGUGUCAAAUGAAGCAAUCAGUGCAGUUCUGGUCCAAGAAGUAG
This is a messenger RNA of Cajanus cajan (pigeon pea), 1896 nucleotides long. The record is from RefSeq and is a predicted model, not a curated record. NCBI's taxonomy places the organism in Eukaryota, Viridiplantae, Streptophyta, Magnoliopsida, Fabales, Fabaceae.